Homarus americanus (American lobster) is the source of this 2118-nucleotide messenger RNA. Its product is annotated as endoglucanase E-4-like. The record is from RefSeq and is a predicted model, not a curated record. Gene Ontology annotation, biological process: carbohydrate metabolic process. The coding region runs from base 41 to 1795 and encodes 584 amino acids. The transcript has 15 exons. Gene Ontology annotation, molecular function: hydrolase activity, hydrolyzing O-glycosyl compounds. Lineage: Eukaryota; Metazoa; Arthropoda; Malacostraca; Decapoda; Nephropidae.
GACGUCGCCUCUCGUCACCAGUGUGUCUCAGACCGCAGACAUGACCAGUGUCCUCGUCCACGUCCUGCUAGGGGUCGUCAGCCUCACCCUCCUACACACAGUAGUGGAGGCUGAGAUGUGUGAAGUCGUCACCAUUAUCAAAGAGUCGCAAAACACCUACGACGGGAACUUCACCUCAGAGACUCUGGUGCCCAUAGAAGGUCUGGACGUGAUCCUAACCUUCGACAGCCCCGUGGACAGCAUGGCGUUCUGGGACGGCGCCAUAACGAGGAUAGACGAUACACACUACGAAAUCACCAACACUAAGUUCUUCGAGACGGGCAGCUACGUGGUGUUCCAUUUCCAGGUGAUGUACAAGGGAAGCACGAGGCCUGAUAUUAUCUCUGUUGAGUUGAACGGCCAAGAAUCCUGCGAUGGACAGCUACAGUGGACAACCGUCGCUCCCUACACCAACCCUUGUGAGGCCACAGGCAUGGAGAAAUACGACUACGCUCAGGCACUGUGUAUGGCUAUCUUGUUCUACGAGGCUCAGAGGUCCGGGAAAUUACCAGAGGACCAGCGCGUCCAACCCUGGAGGUGGGACUCUGCCAUGGACGACGGUGCUGAUGUGGGUCACGACCUUACUGGCGGCUACUACGACGCUGGUGACCACGUCAAGUUCGGCUUCCCGAUGGCCUACACAGCCACCGUCCUGGCCUGGGGACUCAUAGACUUUGCUGAAGGAUACGAGGCAGCUGGUCAGACGGACUACGGUCGUGCGGCCGUCAAGUGGGCCACUGACUACUUCCUCAAGGCCCACACCGCUGAGUACGAACUGUACGGCCAGGCUGGCAACGGAGAAGCUGACCACGACUUUUGGGGCCGCCCUGAGGACAUGCACAUGCCUCGACCUUCCUACAAGAUUGAUAAAGACGCCCCAGGAACUGAGUUGGCUUGUGAGACCGCCGCCGCCCUCGUUGCUGCAUCUAUCAUCUUCAAGGAGGAUGACCCCGACUACUCGGCUGAGAUGUUGGAGGUGGCCAAGGAGCUCUAUGCCUUCGGCGAUGAGUACCGUAUGGAGUACCACAAGUCCAUCACUGACGCCACAAACUUUUACAGGUCGUGGAGCGGGUACGGAGACGAGCUGCUGUGGGGCGCACUGUGGCUGUACCGCGCCACAGGAGACGACACCUACCUCACCAAAGCUCAGGAGGCCUGGGAUGAGUUUAACCUGGGCGAGGACCCGAUGGAGUUUUCUUGGGACGACAAGAAGGUCGGCUCCUAUGCACUGGGCAUGAUGCUGGACCCAGACAAUACCAAGUACGAGGACAGCCUGAAGGCCUUCCUGAAAUAUUUGCAGGAAGACGCCCCGUACACCCCAGGAGGUCUUGUGUACCUCAACGAGUGGGGUUCCAACCGUCACGCCGCCAAUGUCGCCUUCAUCGCUCUCUGGGCGGCCAAGUACGGAGACCCAGCCGACGCGGACACCAACAGACAGUGGGCUGAGGGCCAGAUCAACUACAUGUUGGGUGAUAUCGGUCACUCCUUCGUGAUAGGGUUUGGUGUAGACCCUCCCUCACACCCCCACCACCGCUCCAGCUCGUGUCCGAUCCCCCCAGACUCGUGUCUCAAGGACAGGUGGGGAUACACCCAGCCAGGGCCCAACCCUCAUACCCUCUACGGCGCCCUCGUUGGCGGUCCUGCAAAGGACGGAUCCUACACCGACGUACGUUCAGACUUCCAGCACAAUGAGGUGGCGUGUGACUAUAACGCCGCGUUCGCUGGUGCUCUCUCUGCCAUGGUCGAGAACAACUAGAAGGCGGUCGUCCAGGUAGCUGACACUAUAAACCACAUGCGACAAGGGGAUAAAAUAGUGACCCCUUUAAAGUGAGAGAAAUCGACGAUAGUAUAGAAAAUAAGGGUUAUAGAUCUGCUAGUCGGUAUAAAAUGAACUGAAUUCAAACAAACACACAUACAAGGAAAAUGAUAUCUAUACUAGCUGUUUCAGAACUCGAUGUGAGGAUACACACACACACACACACACACACACACACACACACACACACACACACACACAGUAGUCCCAGUUGUCCACUUAAGUUAGUCAUAAACAAAUAAAAAACAAAGAAAAAUGUUUUG